AUGCGCUGGUGUCAGAAAGUGGCUGGGCACGGAGCCGAGCCAUUCAUAUUCGGAGACAUUACACGUCUGCUUGGAGAUUCUUGGUACACUGCAAGCAUGACAUAUUCCCAGCGCCUACAGGCUGGGCUGCAGACACCAUUGGUCUCUAGCAUGCACUGCCAGCUUCAUCGCACGAGCUGUCCUCUGCCGUGCCCGAUCUUCGAUGUCAGUGGCCUUCCCUGUCCUGACAUGAGUGCAGCCGGGAAGAGGCUUAAGAGAGCCGGCGAGACAAACGCUGUGUACAUUGCCCAUGGACGGUUCGUGACGGCAAAGCGAACUCCCCUGCUCCUGGUGGAGUGCACCAAGGACCUCGACAUGGGCAUGCUGGAGGACACUCACCCGGACCACGACUUCUACCAGAUGUUUUCAGAGCCUUCGGAUUUCGGUUUCAGAGGCUUGUCUCGGUUUCGCACUUGGGUGGUUGGGUCACACCGGGAAAAGUCGACCUGCUUGCACGAUCCCUUUGAGCUCCUGGAAGACUUGAAAUCGGCCUUCAGCGAGCUUCCAGGGGCUGGGGUGUCGGAUUUCCUCGUCGCCUCAGAGGCCGAGCUGCACCUGGAGGCAGCAGCCUUAGCCAGACGACGCAAGAAGGCUGUUCCGUCUCUGAAGAACUUAUCCGGGUUGUUGAAUGUGAGGGAGUUGUUAUGCAAGCAGCAGCUGGAUGACAAGUACCUAAAUCAGCGGGCCCAGCACCCGAGCAGGAACCCUAACCUUGUCUACUAUCUCGGUGAUUCUGCUGAGUACUGCACGUGGUCAGCCAAGUCAGAUAAGAUCCCGACUUAUCGGCUGGGAGCCCGCAGUGGUCUCUAUUGGCUGCCCGGCCAGGGCAGAUAG
Molecule: messenger RNA, 873 nt
Organism: Symbiodinium necroappetens
Lineage: Eukaryota; Dinophyceae; Suessiales; Symbiodiniaceae
Source: the annotation of a GenBank genome assembly